Molecule: messenger RNA, 302 nt
Organism: Meloidogyne enterolobii
Lineage: Eukaryota; Metazoa; Nematoda; Chromadorea; Rhabditida; Meloidogynidae
Source: the annotation of a GenBank genome assembly
GAAAAAUUGGCGUUAGACACGUUUACACGAAUAUUUUGGUGCACAGCCCUAUUACAACGACAAAAAUUUAAUAAAUUAACGUUGGUUUUAAACAUAUUAACGGCCGUAGGACAUGAAUCAUUACUACUGAUUUUAUGUCCUAUGGCCAAAGGGCCUUUGAUAAUUUACUCUUUAUUGAAGACUUAUUCCUGUUAGCUACUAAUAAUUCAUUUAACAGCUACCAAAAAAUGUGUCAUUUUUCCUGGCAGCAAGAUUCCUUCUAUUGCAGGCGUGCAACUUCACGUGUUUUUCGAUCAAAAUAA